GGUGUACAAUAGAACAGCGGAAGUUGUGAUUCAGAUUGUUGUCACUAAAUUGGAAUUUCUUCUGUCGAGUUUUGUGAAUAAACUACUACAAGUAUAGAUAUCUGUCAUAGUGUGCAAUGAGUGUUGGUUCCCCUGCAGUGGGGUCCCUGCAAUUGAAAUGGGACCCCAAAAAUCUGGAGAUCCGGACCAUGUCUGUGGAGAAGACCCUAGAACCCUUGGUUACACAGGUAACAACACUAGUUAAUCAAAAAAGUCCAUCAAAUAAAAAGAAAGGGAGGUCCAAGAAGGCACAUGUAUUAAGUGCUGCAGUACAGAAAGCUACAGAGAAUUUCAUUGCUAGAGGAGAAGAAAUCGCCAAUGAAAACCCAGACAUCAGGCCCGAUAUGAUGGCAGCUGUUGAUGAAGUCAGGAAAACUGGGGAGGUAAUGAGGGAUGCCUCUACAGAGUUUGCUGCUGAGCCGUGUUCAUUGUCUAAGCGUGGGGCUAUGGUACGGGCCGCUAGAGCUCUCCUGUCUGCCGUCACGAGGCUUCUGAUCUUAGCUGAUAUGGUGGAUGUUCAUCUCUUGCUGAAAUCUCUAAGAAUGGUCGAGGGUGACUUAGACAGAGUAAGGAAUGCUACAAGUCAACAAGAACUGAUGUCAAGCUUCAAAGAUCUGGGAGAGAGCUUAGUUGAUCUAGCUCAACGAGCUGCCCAAAGACAGAAUGAUCUUAAGGACCCAAGGAGGCGUGAUGAUUUGGCUGCUGCCAGGGCUGUCCUCAAGAAGAAUAGUAUGAUGUUGUUGACGACUUCAAAGGCUUAUGUGAGGCACCCAGAACUUGCACCAGCCAAAUCAAACCGAGACUAUGCCUACCAACAGCUUGUAGAUGCUGUCAACACAAUAUCUGGUGUAGCCCAGGCCUCAGGAGCCUCUGAUGCUCACCCGUAUGAGGGGGCUGGUGAACUGGCCUCAGCUUUGGAUGAAUUAAUGCAAAAAAUAAUCAUGGAUCCCUUGACAUAUAAUGAAGUGAGGACCAGGCCUUCAUUAGAGGAGCGUCUGGAGAGCAUCAUCAGUGGAGCCGCUCUGAUGGCUGACUCCUCGUGUACUCGGGAUGAUCGCAGGGAGAGGAUCGUACAGGAGUGUAAUGCUGUCAGACAGGCUUUACAAGAUCUAUUAACAGAGUACAUGAACAAUUGCAGGAAGCCACAUUCAAGUAAUUUCAAGGUACAGUCUGGAAGAAGUGAAAGAAGUGAAGAUCUACAAAGAGCAAUAGAUAACAUGGAACGUAAGACAAAGGACCUCAAAAGACAGCUGAGAAAAGCAGUGGUGGAUCAUGUUUCUGAUUCCUUCCUGGAGACCAAUGUGCCCCUCCUUGUUCUGAUAGAGGCUGCCAAGGCUGGGGAUGAGAAGGGGGUGGAAGAGUAUGCCCAGGUUUUUGCUGACCAUGCCAACAAACUUGUGGAGGUAGCAAACUUAGCAUGUUCCAUGUCCAGCAAUGCAGAAGGUGUCAAAAUGGUCAGAAUGACUGCAGCUGAACUGGAAAGCCUCUGUCCACAGGUAAUCAAUGCAGCUCGAAUUCUUGCCAGUCGUCCCAGGUCUAAGGUCGCUCAAGAAAACAUGGAUGUCUUUAAGGAUGCCUGGGAGAGAGAAGUACGAAUCCUGACAGAUGCUGUAGAUGAUAUUACCACCAUUCAUGAUUUCUUGGCUGUUUCUGAGAGUCAUAUCCUAGAGGAUGUCAACAAAUGUGUGGUAGCUCUUCAAGAGGGAGAUGCAGACACGCUUGAUCGAACUGCUGGGGCCAUUAGAGGGAGAUCAUCUCGUGUGUGUAAUGUGGUCACAGCUGAGAUGGAAAAUUAUGAGGCAGGGGCAUAUGUUGAUAGAGUAAUGGAAACAGUACUGAUGCUUAGGGACCAAGUUAUGCCUAACUUUGCUGAAAAGGUGGAAAUAGCUGUGGAUGCCCUGAGUUACAACCCUCCGCGAGAAGUGGACGAGAACGAGUUUAUUGAUGCCAGCAGACUUGUGUAUGAUGGCGUGAGGGAUAUCAGACAGGCUGUGCUGCUAGACAGGACUGAAGUAGAAACAGAUUCAGAGGUGGAAGAAGAUCCAUAUGAAACAAGAAGUAAAUCUUCAAGAUCCAAAGCUAGUUACAUGACUGGGAUGGACGAUGACCAUGGUAAGAGUGACAGAGCCAUGAUGAGACAGCUGCCUGCAGAGGAACGCGAGAAGAUUCAGGAGCAUGUGCAAGAAUUCUUGGCAGACAAAAUGAAACUAGACCGUGAAGUGGCCAAGUGGGACGACAGCGGGAAUGACAUCAUCGUCAUGGCUAAACAGAUGUGUAUGAUCAUGAUGGAGAUGACAGAUUUUACAAGAGGUAGAGGUCCACUGAAGAGCACAAUGGAUGUCAUCAAUGCUGCCAAGAAAAUCUCUGAGGCUGGUAUCAGAUUGGACAAACUAGCUAAACAAAUUGCUGAUCAGUGUCCAGACUCUGCCUCAAAGAAAGAUCUGGUCGCAUACCUACAAAGAAUCGCCCUCUAUUGCCAGCAAUUAAACAUUACAAGUAAAGUCAAGAAUGACAUUACUAGCGUCAGUGGACAGGCUAUUGUGGUGACUGGGCUGGACAGUGCUACUUCACUUAUUAUGGCUGCCAAGAAUCUCAUGAAUGCUGUGGUCCUGACAGUGAAAGCCUGUUAUGUAGCAUCCACCAAGUACAAGCAAGCAGGUCACACAUCCACGGUGGUCAUGUGGAAGAUGAAACCUCCAGAGAAGAAGGCUCUGGUCAAGCGGGAGGAUCCCAAUGAACUCCGAUCCAAAGUCCGUAAGGGGGCCAGGAAGAAGAAUAUGGAGCCUGUAAAGGCGCUUAGUGAAUUCCAGGAAAUUGACAGCUUCUGUUAGAACCAAAUCAUUCCAACAAAUACGCAACUCAUUUGAUAAUUUAUGAGAGAGGGAAAAUUGGGUGUUUUGUUUUACUGACAUAGAUAUAUAUUUACAAAAGAAAGGGGAUCUAAAACAGAAGCUACUAGUAUUCUUGAAAAAGAUUUCAAUUGAUCAUUUUGAUAACUUUUAUGAUGUUAUAAAGGAGGUGUAUAAAACAGUCAUGAUCUGUUUUUGGUAUUUUCUAAUUUCAUAUCUUACUAGGUUCAUUGAAACAUAUCGUCCACAAAUUUUCAUUCAUUCUAAAGCACAUGUACCAUCACAAAGUGAGUUUGAUUCCAACACCUUUGUAUAUUGCUAGAAGUGAAAUGCAACUGUAAUGCAAAAAUUUUUCAUGAUGUUUAGUAUAACAUUUUUUUUUAAAUCAUCCUUGUUCAUAUUCAUGUACUUAUUAGGAAAAGUUCAAAAGUUAUCACACAAAUCACAUUAGUUGUAAUCCAUUUAAAUCACCACACCCACUUGUUUCUUGUAUUUUUAUUUUUUUUUUUAUUUUUGCUUUUAUUAAUACCAUUGAUUUCGCAUAUAAUGUGAUAUUAUGUCAUGGUUGUUUUGUCAUUUAUACUUGUAGCAUUUUGUAGUGUUUAUACACACAUGUACGAUUGUGAACUACCAAGGGUUGUGAAAUAUGACUGCAGGUCACCUUUAUCAUGUUGUAUUUAUCCAUAGGCUAGGAUUAAAUAGUCUUAUCAUAAAACCGUUUAAAA
This is a messenger RNA of Saccostrea echinata, 3613 nucleotides long. Its product is annotated as catenin alpha-2-like. Gene Ontology annotation, molecular function: beta-catenin binding; cadherin binding; actin filament binding. The transcript is spliced from 23 exons. Gene Ontology annotation, cellular component: catenin complex; adherens junction. Gene Ontology annotation, biological process: cell-cell adhesion; cell migration. The record is from RefSeq and is a predicted model, not a curated record. The coding region runs from base 117 to 2870 and encodes 917 amino acids. Lineage: Eukaryota; Metazoa; Mollusca; Bivalvia; Ostreida; Ostreidae.